Messenger RNA from Phragmites australis (common reed), 1892 nucleotides. RefSeq names its product signal peptide peptidase 1. Bases 551 to 1588 code for a protein of 345 amino acids. Lineage: Eukaryota; Viridiplantae; Streptophyta; Magnoliopsida; Poales; Poaceae. Gene Ontology annotation, cellular component: lumenal side of endoplasmic reticulum membrane; membrane; cytoplasmic side of endoplasmic reticulum membrane. Gene Ontology annotation, biological process: membrane protein proteolysis. The transcript is spliced from 13 exons. Gene Ontology annotation, molecular function: aspartic endopeptidase activity, intramembrane cleaving. The record is from RefSeq and is a predicted model, not a curated record.
GCUGCUCUUCUUCCUCGUCCCCUCCCCUGUCGCCUAUUAAUUUCGCCCUUCCCAUCCCCAAAUUCGUCGCUCCCUCCAUCCUCGCAGUUCGUCUCGCCUCGUCAUCGGCGGCCUCACCGCCGGCGACGGCACGCGCCAAGCUGGGCCGGCCUCCUCCUGCUCUAGUCUUCUCUUCGUCGACCCCCAAACCCUGCUUGUGCUCCACUGGCCGCGGGGCCGAGAUCCAGCCUGGCUUGGACUGAUUUCUUCUUUCGUCGGUUCUUAUUCAGCGUGAAAGAUCGAUCUCAGUUGGCCCCUGACGUCUAUAAAUCUCUGUUGACACAAAAGGACCUGGUAACCGAGGUGCGGGUGUAGUUUAUUAUCCAAAAGAGAGAGAGAGAGGAAACUAUGGCCCCACGUUAAGCCCCCCCCCCCCCCCCCGGGAUUAAGCAGAGCAAUUUCUGUUAGGGAUAAAACUCUGGAGCUCCUGGGCUGCAUCAUCAUUUCUGCAGGGCCACAUAGAUAAUUUCAAAGAAAGGCACCCUGCUAGUCUUCCGAUUGUUUCCUCACAAUGAAAACACAUGAGCGAGCUGCCAAUUUGGCUCUUGCAGGUCUGAGCUUGGCACCACUUUUGGUUAAAGUAAACCCAAACCUGAAUGUGAUAUUGACAGCAUGUCUUACUGUCUAUGUGGGUUGUUACCGUUCUGUCAAGCCGACUCCACCCUCUGAGACAAUGUCCAAGGAGCAUGCUAUGCGAUUCCCUUUAGUGGGGAGUGCUAUGCUUUUGUCGCUGUUCCUUCUGUUCAAGUUUCUCUCGAAAGACUUGGUCAAUGCUGUGCUCACUGCGUACUUUUUCAUUCUUGGGAUUGUCGCUCUCUCUGCAACAUUGAUUCCUUCUAUAAAACGUUUUCUUCCAAAAGAAUGGAAUGAUAAUGUCAUCAUUUGGCGGGCUCCAUAUUUCCACUCGCUCUCGGUGGAGUUCACCAAGUCCCAGAUUGUUGCUUCAAUCCCAGGAUUUUUCUUUUGCAUGUGGUAUGCUGCUAAGAAGCAUUGGCUAGCAAACAAUGUUUUGGGAAUUGCUUUUUGUAUUCAGGGAAUCGAGAUGCUAUCUUUGGGAUCAUUUAAAACUGGUGCUAUUCUCUUGGCUGGACUUUUUGUGUAUGACAUUUUCUGGGUAUUCUUCACUCCAGUUAUGGUCAGUGUGGCUAAAUCUUUUGAUGCUCCGAUAAAGCUUCUGUUUCCAACUUCAGAUGCCGCACGUCCAUUCUCUAUGCUUGGCCUUGGUGACAUUGUAAUACCUGGUAUAUUCGUUGCACUUGCCCUGCGUUUUGAUGUUUCAAGAGGCAUCAAGAACCGUUACUUCAACAGUGCAUUUUUAGGAUACACUCUGGGUUUGACCGUGACCAUCAUUGUAAUGAACUGGUUUCAAGCUGCACAGCCUGCUCUGUUAUACAUUGUUCCUGGUGUGGUUGGUUUUGUUGCUGUUCACUGUUUGUGGAAUGGAGAAGUAAAACAGCUACUGGAGUUUGACGAGUCCAAAGCUGAAGCUGAAGAAGGUGGUGAGGACGAAGAUGAUGACAGUACCAAACAAAACAAAAAGGAGGACUAGCAUCAUCUUUAGGAGAAAAAAAGAUGGCGGAAAUUUCAUAGUAGGUCGAUGCAGCUAAAUAAGCUGCAUGAUCUUGAUACUUGCUCGCUUAAAAGAACUUAGGAACGAUUCACAUGCUAGAACUUUUUUGGUUCGAGAAUUAUUUAGUCUGGUGAGUAGAAGAGGGAAUAGAUGCUGAGCGACUUGCGAUACGAUCCAUUUAUCUCACUUUUCCUGUCACCUAAUGCUGUUUCCCCACUGAAUCAUUUUGGUGGCUUAAGAAUCUAUCAGAAUUCUGGUUUAUUAGUAGCAUCAUACCAUGAUA